Molecule: messenger RNA, 2767 nt
Organism: Loxodonta africana (African savanna elephant)
Lineage: Eukaryota; Metazoa; Chordata; Mammalia; Proboscidea; Elephantidae
Gene: AAAS
Product: aladin WD repeat nucleoporin
Exons: 16
Coding region: 126-1757 (543 amino acids)
Biological process (GO): nucleocytoplasmic transport
Cellular component (GO): nuclear pore
Molecular function (GO): protein binding
Source: RefSeq, a predicted model, not a curated record
GUUUGUACCAUGCGGCUACCCGUCCGCAUCCGAAUCUAGCCCGGGAAAUAAGAGUGGGAAGAACGGGGUUCGCGCCGGCGCGGACUCGCAGUUAGCCAACUUCAGACUUCCCCGGGCCCGGCAAGAUGUGCUCCCUGGGGUUGUUCCCUCCGCCGCCGUCGAGGGGUCAAGUCACCCUAUACGAGCACAAUAACGAGCUGGUGACAGGCAAUAGCUAUGAGAGCCCGCCUCCCGACUUCCGGGGCCAGUGGAUCAACCUUCCGGUCCUACACCUGGCUAAGGAUCCUCUGAAGACUCCUGGGAGGCUGGACCAUGGCACAAGAACGGCUUUCAUUCACCACCGGGAGCGAGUCUGGAAGAGAUGCAUUAACAGUUGGCGUGAUGUGGGCCUUUUUGGGGUGCUGAAUGAAAUUGCAAACUCAGAGGAAGAAGUGUUUGAGUGGGUGAAGAUGGCAUCCAGCUGGGCACUGGCACUUUAUCGAUGGGCCUCCUCCCUCCAUGGGUCCCUAUUUCCCCAUUUGUCUCUUAGGAGCGAAGAUCUGAUUGCUGAAUUUGCCCAAGUCACAAAUUGGAACCACUGCUGCUUGCGGGUCUUUGCAUGGCAUCCCCACACCAACAAGUUUGCAGUGGCACUGCUAGAUGACUCAAUCCGUGUGUAUAAUGCCAACAGCACUAUAGUCCCCUCCUUGAAGCACCGGCUGCAGCGAAAUGUGGCAGCUCUAGCCUGGAAGCCCCUCAGUGCCUCUGUCUUGGCUGUGGCCUGCCAGAGCUGCAUUCUCAUCUGGACCCUGGAUCCUACCUCCUUAUCUACACGACCCUCUUCUGGUUGUGCCCAAGUGCUCUCUCACCCUGGGCACACACCUGUCACCAGCUUGGCCUGGGCCCCCAGCGGGGGCCGGCUGCUCUCAGCUUCACCUGUGGAUGCUGCUGUCCUCGUGUGGGAUGUCUCAACAGAGACCUGUGUUCCCCUUCCCUGGUUCCGAGGAGGUGGGGUUACCAACCUGCUCUGGUCCCCAGAUGGCAGCAAGGUCCUGGCUACCACCCCGUCAGCUGUCUUUCGAGUCUGGGAGGCCCAGAUGUGGACCUGUGAGAGGUGGCCUACGCUGUCGGGGCGCUGUCAGACUGGCUGCUGGAGCCCAGAUGGAAGCCGACUGCUGUUCACUGUAUUGGGAGAACCACUGAUUUACUCCUUGUCAUUUCCAGAACGUUGUGGUGAGGGAAAGGGGUGUGUUGGAGGUGCGAAGUCAGCAACAAUUGUGGCAGAUCUGUCUGAGACAACAGUACAGACACCAGAUGGAGAGAGGAGACUUGGGGGAGAGGCACACUCCAUGGUCUGGGACCCCAGCGGGGAGCGUCUGGCUGUGCUCAUGAAAGGAAAUCCACGGGUACAGGGUGGUAAACCAGUCAUCCUCCUUUUUCGCACUCGUAACAGCCCUGUGUUUGAGCUACUUCCCUGUGGCAUUAUCCAGGGGGAGCCAGGAGCUCAUGCCCAGCAUAUCACUUUCCAUCCUUCCUUCAACAAAGGGGCCCUGCUCAGCGUGUGCUGGUCCACCGGCCGAAUUGCCCACAUCCCUCUGUACUUUGUCAAUGCACAGUUUCCACGGUUUAGCCCAGUGCUUGGCUGGUCCCGGGAUCCCCCAGUUGGGGGCGGAGGCUCUAUUCAUGACCUGCCCCUCUUUACCGAGACAUCUCCAACCUCUGCCCCUUGGGACUCUCUCCCAGGGCCACUGCCUGCUCCGUCCCACUCCCACCCCUAAUAAACUUUCAUUGUUUUUCAUUCAAUUACCAGACCUCUGUGUUUUCAGGGAGUUGGCAGUGGCUAUUUUUUUAUGUUAGUUGCCGUCAGCUUCGACUCAUGGAGACUCCGUAUGUGCAGAGUACUGCUCCAUAGGGUUUUCGAGGUUGUGACUUUCAGAAGCUGACUGCCAGACCUGUCUCCCAAGGUGCCUCUGGGUGGGUUUGAACAAGGCUUCCACUCAUAGUUGAGUUCUUAAUCAUUUGGGCUACCCAGGGGCUCCGCAAUAGGGUGUAAUGGAGGAAAUUUUUAAAAGCAUGGUUUUUGGGUCAAGAUCCUGGCUCUGUCCCUUUUUAGCCACUUUUUUAAAUCAAUUUGGUCUACCUAUAAAUUUUUAAAAUUUUUAUUGUAGUAAAUGUAUCAAACCAUUCACCAAUGUAGCCAUUUUUACACAGUUCAGUGACAUUAAUUACCUUCAUGUUGUGUGACCAUCACCACAAUCUGUUUCCAAAUUUUUCAUCACUCUUAAACUCAUUACUCCUUAAUACUUUUCCAGUUAACCCCUUCCACCUGUCACCAGUAACCACUAAUAAACUCUCGUCUUUAUGUACUUGCCUAUGCUAGUUAUUUCAUGUAAGUGUGAUCAUACACAACAUUUGUCCUUUUGUGUUUGACUAAUUUCACUUAGUAUGUUUUCAAGGUUCAUUCAUGCCAUAGCAUGUAUCAGAAGUUCAUUUCUCUUCAUGGCUGUGUGAAUAUACCACAUUUUGUUUAUCUGUUCAUCUAUUGAUGGACUCUUGGGUUGUUUCUGCCCAUAAAUUCUUGAGGCCAUUGCUCUCCUGAUUCCUAGCUGAGACUCAGCAGAUGCCUUGGUCUUUGAACGAGGACAGCAUGGUUCAGAAAACAUCGUGAGGGAAGUACCUAACCUAGCAAAUACCUGACACAUAAUAGAUCUUUAACUUUUCUCACGUUUGAGCAAGUUCCCAGAAUGGUGUAGGGCAAUGAUGAGGCAAGGACUUGAUCAGUAUGAGA